Messenger RNA from Dromiciops gliroides (monito del monte), 4758 nucleotides. RefSeq names its product chemerin chemokine-like receptor 1 (gene CMKLR1). The record is from RefSeq and is a predicted model, not a curated record. The transcript has 4 exons. Gene Ontology annotation, molecular function: complement receptor activity; G protein-coupled receptor activity. NCBI's taxonomy places the organism in Eukaryota, Metazoa, Chordata, Mammalia, Microbiotheria, Microbiotheriidae. Gene Ontology annotation, biological process: complement receptor mediated signaling pathway; chemotaxis; positive regulation of macrophage chemotaxis. Gene Ontology annotation, cellular component: plasma membrane. The coding region runs from base 387 to 1499 and encodes 370 amino acids.
UCCUCAGAAGCUUGAAGAUCCUCCAAACACCAACCAAUCAUUCCUGAAAUUUUUGUAGUUGGGUCAUCCCAGGGGCAGCAGAAGGAGCCUUGGACUUCAGGCCUGAAGACUCUGACUUCUGGGUCUGGGUCUGCCAGAUUCACUGGGUCACUUUGGAGAGUCAGUGGCCAGGUAACCCACUUCAAGUUCUGGGAUUCUGGGCUGCUGUCUCGGAUCUGAUUCAUUGCCACUGUGACCUCGGAAUAAUUGCCCUGCCUGGCAGAAAUUGGAGAUGGGGAUGACCCUGGGAUGAGGCAGCGACAGCUAUCUGAGGGUCUCAAACUUUGGGCUUCCUUUGUUCCAGGUUGCACAUUAAACUUACCCUGCUACUUUGAACUCAAAAGAGAAUGGCCACCUACGAUUACAACAUCACUGACAACUACUAUGACUAUGAAGGCGAUGGGUUCGUCAUAGCUACCGAAGAGUCAAGCCCCAACGAUGAUGGGGUGGCCAGGAUCUUCCUGGUGGUGGUCUACAGUUUAGUUUGUUUUUUGGGACUUUUGGGGAAUGGCCUGGUUAUUGUGGUCACUGCCUUUAAGAUGAAAAAAACGGUCAACACCGUCUGGUUUCUCAACUUAGCCGUGGCAGACUUUUUAUUCAACGUCUUCCUCCCGAUUCACAUCGUCAAUGCCGCCAUGGACUACCACUGGGUUUUUGGGAAGGUCAUGUGCAAGAUCAGCCACUUUGUGGUGAUCUACAACAUGUAUACCAGCGUCUUCCUGCUGACUACCAUCAGUUUUGACCGCUGUGUCUCUGUCGUCUUCCCGGUGUGGUCCCAGAAUCAUCGCAGCAUCCGGCUAGCUUCCAUUGCGUGUACAGCUAUCUGGACCCUAGCCUUCUUUUUGGGCUCCCCAUUCUUGGUUUUUCGGGACACAACUGUGCACCAGGGUAAGAUUCUCUGCUUCAAUAACUUUAGCCUGUCGGCCAAUGUCUCCCACCCUCACCACCUGCAUUUGGCCCAGGACUCAGUGGCAUAUAUGAGGCAUGUGAUGGUGACUAUCACACGGUUCCUGUGUGGUUUUGUCCUCCCUGUGUUCAUCAUCACGGUGUGCUAUCUCAUCAUUGUCUGCAAACUGAAGCGGAACAGGUUGGCCAAAUCCAAGAAGCCAUUUAAAAUCAUUGUGACCAUCAUCAUCACCUUUUUCCUCUGCUGGUGUCCUUACCACACCCUAUACCUGCUGGAGCUCCAUCACACCUCCGUGCCAGGCUCUGUGUUCAGUCUGGGGCUGCCCUUGGCCACUGCUCUUGCCAUCUCCAACAGCUGCAUGAACCCCAUUCUGUAUGUCUUCAUGGGCCAGGAUUUCAAGAAAUUCAAGGUGACCAUCUUCUCCAGGCUGGUCAAUGCCUUGAGCGAGGACACUACUGCUCACUCCUCCUACAUGAGUCACAGGAGCAUCACUAAGAUGUCCUCUGUGAAUGAGAGGUCCUCUAUGAACGAGAGGGAGACAGGCAUGCUCUGAACCUCACCUCAUGACCUCCCAUUGUCCACAGAGAUAGGCACCUCCCUUUGACUCAGCCAGGAAUCUUCCAAAGUGCCUAAAGCCAGGGUGAGACUGUAUCUGGCUACCACAUUUCCACCAAGGUUGGUGAGUCAUCGUUAGCUGGUGGCUCAUUAAAUUCGAUGAGAGGAAUAAAAGACAUUUUGAGAUAGGGUCCCAAGGGGGAUGGAAUUAAGCUCUGUGAACACAGGGAAUUGAUUGGACAGCUUUCUACCUUGCCUCUCCUCUCUGUGGCCUGUGAGUUAAUAUAGUGGAUUAAAGAAACUUGUCGCUCUGAUCACGAGCUGGUUUUGGAGACCAUCUUUACAAGAUGGGGAAAGUGAGGCCCAGUGGGGACAUGUACCUGGCCUAAGGUCAUUUGGUGGCAAAACCAGGGUUAGAACUCGGAUCUGUCCAAGUUACUGAUACUGCCUGCCCACGAAUACACUCUGUUUUGGGGAUCGUGAGUUUUCUUUGAACCUUGAAUGAGGAAGGGGCCAAAGAAAAAUGAGGACGAUCUCAGAGAGAAGGCUCUACAAAGCUCAACUGUGCUGUUUGAUCAGGUGUUUUAAAUGAGAUCUUAUUGAGGAUCGUGAUGAGGAGUAGAUUAUAGACGCUUCUCUCUUCAGCGGUGACCCAAGCAUGUUAUCCUCAUCACUGGCCCAUAGUAGGCAACUUAGCCUAUAUUAAAAGGCACCACCCUCCCUCCAUUCUAUUUGGGGAUACUGCUCCCAGUUCACUUGUGACUCAACUCUCUGAACUUCUUUCCUCCCCUCCUCCGCACCUCUCUUGCACUUCCAGUCCCCAGUUCCCUGAUAUGAGUUAUCUUCUUUCUCAUCACCCUCUUCUGGAUCUGUUCCAGCUUAUCUGCGUUUCUUAAAAUGAGAUGCAUGUCUCUCCUAGAACCCCUUCCACGCACCCUGAGUGUAUUAACAAUUUACCUGUGGGGUCUGAGCGUGAGAGCUAGUAUAGCCCCACAUUGCCUCCAAUAACCAUCGCUCACACCCCUGCCGACUGACAUCUCCUUAAAAUAACCCUGCUUUCUUUUUCCCCUGACUCUUUUGGCUUCAUAAAAAUCUCGACUUGGGACUCAGGCAGGUUAGAGAGAGAAAAAGCUGAAAACUUUUGACAAGUGGGAAGGAAAACUGUGCGGAAUAAGCCAGUAAGAAGUGACAGUUGCUCCAGGGAAUGGUUGUUAAACUGGGAGUCAGUCCCUUGAGGAUUAUAGAUUCAGAAUGGCAAGGGACUUCAGAAGCCAUUCAUUCCAACCCUUUCAUUUUACAGAUGAGGAAACUGAGGCACAGGGAAGUGACUUCCCUAAGGUCACACAGCUUCUAAGUAUCAAAGGAGGGAUUUGAGCCCAGAUCCUCUCAUUCCAGAGGAAUUAGUGUCAAACUGCUCCCUUGCUCUUGCCUUGGGCUCAAAAGAUGGUUGUCACCAAUUUAUCCCCAUGUGGAGGGUCAUAUUAUGUGAACUGAUAAAGGCACAAAGUCAAGAGAACAAAAGGAAGCCCCUCCAUCACUUUGGAGGGACCCCUUGUUUUGGAUUGACAAGGAUGGGCGGGCAUAGAUGGGUCGCUAUCUUCAUCAUGGGAGGGACUCCCCAUAUUACUGAGUAUUGGGAUGGUCAUAGUUUGAAAGACUCAGAGACGCCUGAAACUGGAAGAAAAUAUAGAAACUCUCUAAUCCAAUUCCCUUUGUUUCAUGGCGAAGGAAAAAGAGAAGUGAGCUACUCAAGGUUACAUAAUUAGUUAGUAGAUCUGGGAAUCCAACCAAGGUGUUCUGACUCCUAAAUCGCCACCAUAGAAUGUCAGAACGGGAAAGGCCCACGGGGAUCGCCGAGACCACAUUAUAACCAGGGAGAACAAGAAAAUUGUCUACUUUUUAAUAAUAAAUUAUGAUUGCUCAUCAACCCCAAAUUAAUUUUGUAUUGACUUUGCAAUUAGUUUCAAAAACCAUUAGACCCAAUGAAGAAAAUCCAUUUAGGUGACAGUUUCCAUUUUUUAUGCUUGGAGGAAACCAAAGCCUGCGCUCCUUUUACUUUAAGGCAGCAGAGUGUUGUGGGAAAGUGUUCUGGACUAGGGCUCUGGAGAGACCUGGGUUCGAAUCCCAUCUCAGGCAACUGAUUAGCUGUGAGACCCCAGGAAAAUUUUCAUUCUCUGGCGGCCUUGGUUUUCUUCUUGGAAAAAAAAUGAUAAUGACAGGGUGAUUGGGAGGCUCUAGUGAGAGAGAAGGUUGCAGAAUGCUUUGCAGACUUUAAAGAGGGCUAGAAAAAUGUUAGUGGUUAUUCUUACUUCUCAUCUCAUUCCUUGAAGAGAACUCAACACUUUUGGAUGCUGGUGAGCGGGAAUGGGAGGGGCCCUGCCCUGGGAGGCAAAAAACUUGAGCUCUAAUCUUGGCUGGGCUAUGAACAUGGGCAAUUUAAUAAUCCAGUAAACAUUUAGAAAUAAUUUCAAUAAAUUUAGAAAUAAUUUCAAUAAACGAUAAUAAAUAAUUCAAUAAACACUUAUCAAACACCUAUCAUGUACCAGGCCCUGUACUAAGUGUUGGGGAUGCGGAAAAAGAGGCCAAAGGCAGUCCUCCCUGCCCUCGAGGAGUUUACAGUCAAAGUUGCUUCAUCUCUCUGGGCCUCAGUUUCCUCUUCUGCAUGGUGAUGGUGUUGGACUAGAUCCUAAAGUCACAGGAUCAUGGAUUCAGGGCAGGAAGGGCCCCGAUGACCAUCCAGUCUAAUUACCUUAUUUUAAAGUUGGGGAAACUGAGUCCCAGGAAGGUCAGAGGACUUUAAAUCUAGACCUGGAAAGGAGCUCCAACUUCCUUAAUUUUUGAACAAGAAAGCCAAGGCUCACAGGGAAGCGAUUUGACCAAGGUCACUCAGGUGAGAUUUGAACUCUGGGCCUUUGACUUCGGAGCUAGGGCUCCUUCUGCUUUACCAUUUCCUUUCCCUUAGUGAAGUGUCUUGUCUGAGGAAAUCCAGCUGGUAAGUGGCAAAGUUAGGAAUCGAACCCAGGACUGAAUCUGCCUCCAGAUUCAGAUAGAAAGUUUUGGGAGGUUGGUGACUCUGCAGCUGAGGCCCUCAAGAGUUCUCCCUGAGAGGUAGAAUUCCCUAGAGGAUGGAGGGCAGCCAUGACCCUGUCUCCAUCUGACUUCUGUAGGCUCCGGCCUUGUUUAUUUUAGAACAUCCCCCCCCCCAGGAUUUCCAUUUGCCUAAACAUCGGAUCACAAAUGCUUUCUCACUGAAAAGA